AUGUUAUCAGGACCAGUGUCAGGUUGCACAGGACGCCGGCCUUUGGACCAAAAGGACACGUCAAUUAUCUCGUGCUCUGCGCCUACAGUGCCAGGACACUCUCCACCAACGCCGAUGUUCACGCCCUUCUCGAAGCUGCAGGGUGCAUCAACUAUACAUACUCACCUUGCAGGGAACAAAGUCAAGGAAGACGGAUGUGAGGCAGAUCAGUGA
Molecule: messenger RNA, 213 nt
Organism: Strongylus vulgaris
Lineage: Eukaryota; Metazoa; Nematoda; Chromadorea; Rhabditida; Strongylidae
Source: the annotation of a GenBank genome assembly